AAACAUCAUAGGGGCUAGCGAAUCUACACAAAUCCUUUUAUCGCCAUGUCGUCUCUGCUCAGCCGACUGGGAGGGAGCUCUUCCCGCCGCUCGUCCGUAUCCGACGACCCGAACAAACCUACCACGAGCGAGAUCAAGACGUCGCCGGCUCCGGGUUGUGGGCCGAAGAAGAAGACGGUGUAUUCGAAAGAACAGGAAGACAAGAUCGAGGAACUUCGGCAGUAUGCAUUCACCCUCCUACUCCCUGAAAGCGAUCCAUACCAUCCUUGGGAGAAACGUUUCCUAUCAGACCCAGGCUGUAUGCCUCGGUACUGUCGGGCAGCGAAAUGGAAGAUGGACAAUGCGAAAGAGAGGGUCAGGGGGACGAUCGAGUGGAGGAGAGAGUUCAAGCCGGAUUUGAUCAAGCCUGAUCAUGUCAAGAUCGAAGCCGAGACGGGCAAGAUUAUUGUCAACGGAUUCGACUUUGACGGUCGACCUAUUAUUUACAUGCGACCUGGACGGGAGAACACGCAGAAGAGUCCGAGGCAGAUCGAACAUCUGAUCUUUCACCUCGAACGAGCCAUCGACCUAGCCCCACCUGGAGUAGAGACGGUUACUAUCGUGGUGGACUAUGCUUCGGCGACUUCGCAGAGUAAUCCGUCGAUCGGGACGGCUAGGCAGGCGUUGAACAUCUUGCAGAACCAUUAUGUCGAGAGGAUGGGAAAGGCUAUCGUGGUCAACAUGCCAUGGUGGGUGAACGCCUUUUUCCAAGGGAUUCAGCCGUUCAUGGAUCCGGUCACCAAGGAAAAGAUUCGAUUCAACCCGAACAUGACCGAGAUCGUGCCCAAGGAACAGCUUGAUACCGAGUUUGGCGGUGAUAACAACUACAAGUUCGACCAUGAUAUCUACUGGCGUACGCUCGUCCAGGAUUGCUACUUAGCACCUGACGGCGGCAGACUCGACAAGGAUGGGAAGCCCACGGUAGCUCCCCUUGGGAACGGUGCCAAGGCCGCUGCACUCGGUCUCGAAGCUGCCGGUGGGAUGCCCGAGAUGCAGCAAGAACAGGCAGAGACUAGACCGGGCAUGUCCCCGGCCAUGGUGGACGAGAACCAACGAUCAAGCUAUAUGGCAGGAGCUGGGGCUGGUGCCGGUGUCGCUGCGGGCGUUGCUGGUGCUGCGGCUGCAGGCUCGGCAGCGAACUCGGAGAAGCCGCCAGCAGCCGGACCCGAUCAAGAUGCUCAGCUCAACACGAAGAUGGAGAACCUGCGUACAUCGUCGAUCAAGCAAGAAUCGCAAACGCCAAGGCGCUCUGUCGACUCGGUCCGAUCUGCGGCGAGCGUCGAGGUCGAGACUGCCCCUGGGCCGCCUGCCGGGCCGGUCGUCUUUGAUCACCCGCCUACCGAGGAAGAAAAGAUGGAGGCUAGGCGUUUGAUGGAAAAGGAAGAGGCGGCCGUGUCGAGAGCUUCGUAGCGGAGUGUGACGAUCGAGUCUGCAGUCAAGCCAAGAACGGCACGUUUGUAUCGCAAGAGCCCGGUCGAAUG
This is a messenger RNA of Filobasidium floriforme, 1520 nucleotides long. RefSeq names its product CRAL-TRIO domain-containing protein. The coding region runs from base 46 to 1449 and encodes 467 amino acids. The transcript has 11 exons. Gene Ontology annotation, molecular function: phosphatidylinositol transfer activity. The record is from RefSeq and is a predicted model, not a curated record. Lineage: Eukaryota; Fungi; Basidiomycota; Tremellomycetes; Filobasidiales; Filobasidiaceae.